AAAAGGGAAACAAGAAAAGAAAGAAAAACAGAAAGCGGAAAAAAAGGAAGUAAAAAGAAAAGAAGCGAAAAAAGAAGCAGGAAAAGAAGAAAAAGAAAUCAGGAAAGAAGAAGAAAAUUAA
This is a messenger RNA of Racocetra persica, 121 nucleotides long. The record is from the annotation of a GenBank genome assembly. Lineage: Eukaryota; Fungi; Glomeromycota; Glomeromycetes; Diversisporales; Gigasporaceae.